AUGAUGAAACGACGUCUAAUACUUUGUGCCUCCAUCCUACUGGCACUGCUCCUGGAACCUUCCAAGGCUCAACCACCGAUGUGUCCUGUGGUCCAGAAUGCCUACACCACGGCCCGAUUGGAAAGCAAUGACCCAAAUGGUCCAGACUUUAAGGAGGUUAGUGGAAUUGCCUUUUCACCAACGCAAAAAGUAAAUGGCAAUCCAAUAUUCUAUGCCGUCAGUGAUGGUGGUGGCGAUGCUCGGAUAGGAAUCUUUGAUUCCGGAAACGGUCGAAGAUUAAGGACACUCAGGCUUGACAAAGGGUUCUUUCCAAACAGAGAUUGGGAAUCUUUGACGAUUGGAUCAUGUGGGAAAAGCGGCGUCAACGACAGUUGCUUAUAUGUUAUGGAUGCUGGUGACAACAAGGCCCGACAAACAGGUGGCCGUGAAGGGCGAAACAAUUAUCAAAUUUUGAAAAUCAAAGAGCCUCGAAUAAAUGAGUACCGGGACAACGACCAAAUCCCAAGAAGCAGGACAUCAAGGCUACAAUUCGACUAUCGACAUUCUUCCUCUCCAACCAAUAAUGCGGAUUGCGAAGCUAUGUUUCUGGAUCACACUGGUUGGGGAGGUGGUGCUGAAAUUGGAGAUAUAUACUUAGCCACCAAAUGGGACAAGGGAAACGAAAGAUCCAAAAAUCGACUAUUCCGGAUACCUGCCAGCGUAUGGGCCCCCAACUUUAAUGGUUCCACACGACAGCAUUCCGUUCGAUCCAUUGGUAUCACCAACUACGACAGUUAUCAACGGAACGGCUCAGACCAUUUCAUGAAGUUCACUUGGACAAACGCUGAAAUGAGUUUUGAUGGAACUCUGAUUGGAUUGGGAAACAGUGUCCGAUCAUUUGUCUUUUUGAGAUGUCCUGGACAAUCGGUCAAAGAUGCUCUUGUGAACCCAAGCGCGAAUGCCAAGCCUUGUCUCGAUUUCUCCCAUCCUUCCUCUGGCCAAGUUGAAUCAUUUGCAUUUACACCCGACAAGAGAUAUUCUCUUGAUCUCCCAGAAGGUAAUGUUCCAAAACUCGGCUGGACCAAAUUCGAAUUCAACAAGGACAAGACCACAAGGAUAUGUCCAUUGCUACAGCCCACGGAUGCUCCAACCAUGCGCCCGACUACUGCUCCUUCGUUGGCGCCGACAAUAACGGUAGCGCCAACCCCAUCGCCUACCGAAACACCAUGUGACCAGCGUGGUCUUCAUGAAUUCACCUUUGUGAUUCAGACAGACUACGUCGGAGAUGAAGUCAUUUGGGAGCUCAAGGACAGCAACGACGAAAUCGUACUACAAGGUGGAAGGUACCCAAACAACCAACUUCUUGAAGUCCAAGAAUGUCUUCCUGCGGAUACCUACAGCUUUACCAUUACGGAUUCCUUUGGGGAUGGUAUUUGUUGCCAGUAUGGACCAGGAUGGUAUCAACUCUGGUUCGAUAGUGUUGUCAUUCAUAGCUCGGAUGGCAAGUUUGGAAAACAAGAAACCGUCAUCUUUUCAGAGAGCGGUCUGAUGCCUUCCUCGACACCGACAAUUGUACCAUCAGCAGGCCCAUCCGCAAGACCGUCUAUGGGUCCUACAGAAUCGCCAACCGACACUGCUUCGGUUGCCCCGUCAUUCAGCCCUUCAUUGCGACCAUCUCAAUCGCCCACAGUUACAGCAUCUACGGGACCUUCCGCACAUCCAUCAUCAUAUCCAUCCAUGACACCAACAAUGUCGGAGGCUCCAACAAAAAGCGAUACGCUAGUCCCAACCUCAGCGCCAACAGACGAGGAAGACAUUGGCGUGUACUGUCCUGGCGUCUGCUUCAGCGGGACCUUGGCAGAUCCAUCUCAGAAUGCUAUAUUCUCUUCCGGUAACGAAGUUUCUUGCGCGUUUCUGGACGCUCAAUACAGAAAUUUCUAUGCAACUCCUUUGGCAUGUCGAUCCCUUGCACAGUCAGCACAAUCCAGAGGAUGCGACUGUUCUGACCCCACUACGUCGUCCGCCGUUAGUUCCGCUGAAAUCAUCCCAGCACCGGAUGAAGAACCAGAACUACGCAUUUCCAAGAUGUGGGCACUUCUCGGAAUGGGGAUUGUUCUCGUCGUUGCAUGUGUCAUCGCGUAUUGUCGUCUCGGAAAAUCAGGGAGAGAAUCUAGAGACGAAGUUACUGCUGACGAAUCCAGAAACGACCGGAGCGCACGGAGCGAAGGGGACGAAGCGACUUUGGAAGUUGCUUUAGCUGGAUUAUCCAAUCAUUCCAACAAGAGAAAACCAACAUAUGUCCAAUCAUGGACGCUCUGGGCAGGAGAGCAGCCAGAACACUUCGAUGGCGACACCGUCGAUGAAACCCUCGUCGAAGAAGCCUGA
Molecule: messenger RNA, 2364 nt
Organism: Cylindrotheca closterium
Lineage: Eukaryota; Bacillariophyta; Bacillariophyceae; Bacillariales; Bacillariaceae
Source: the annotation of a GenBank genome assembly